Molecule: messenger RNA, 294 nt
Organism: Fusarium fujikuroi IMI 58289
Lineage: Eukaryota; Fungi; Ascomycota; Sordariomycetes; Hypocreales; Nectriaceae
Product: probable ribosomal protein YmL44, mitochondrial
Exons: 2
Coding region: 1-294 (97 amino acids)
Cellular component (GO): mitochondrial large ribosomal subunit
Molecular function (GO): structural constituent of ribosome
Source: RefSeq, a predicted model, not a curated record
AUGAUCACAAAGUUUAUGACUGAGGUUUCGGCCAAAUUCAACCCGUUCUCGGCCUGCGCAAAGCCAGCUCGUCUGUUUCUCACAUUUCUGCCUCCGAAUGCCCGAGCAAAUGGAACAACAAUCACAUCGACCAUUCUACCCCGAACUUCGAAAGAGCCCAGCUCCCUACGAGUGAAAUUUAAGGAUGGCAAGGAGCUCAACUUCGACUGCCAAAAGAUCAACAUCAAAGGACUAGUGGAGGAAGUAGACCGACAUUCGCGUCAGCUACAGAAGGCAGCCGACUUAACAGAUUAA